Molecule: messenger RNA, 636 nt
Organism: Camellia sinensis
Lineage: Eukaryota; Viridiplantae; Streptophyta; Magnoliopsida; Ericales; Theaceae
Source: RefSeq, a predicted model, not a curated record
GUUUAGCCCAGAAGCUCUGAAUUGGCUGUUCAUUAAAGGGUUGGUGGGGUGGUUCUUGCAAGUUUCCCUGUUGAAAAUGUCAUUGUUUUCAUUCGGUAGUGGGGAGGCGCCCCUGCUGGACAUAAUGGCAUAUGCCGGGUAUACUUUCACAGGUAUGUGUCUGGCUGUCUUGGGAAGAAUCAUGUGGAGCUACUCAUACUACUUUUUGAUGCCAUGGGCGUGCUUGUGCAUGGGAAUCUUCUUGGUAAAGACAAUGAAGAGAGUUCUUUUUGCGGAGGUGAGGACUUAUGACUCGAGCAGGCGUCAUUACCUCCUGCUCUCCAUUGCUUUGGCUCAGUUCCCACUUUCCAUUUGGCUUGGCAACAUUAGUGUUAAUUGGCUUUUCUAAAGUCCUACUCUCUGGCUAUGGUGUUGCGAGCAAACAAUUUUGUCUGUAAGUGUCUAUGGAGUGUUUUUUACAGGCAUUGUUGUUUUGUAAUUUUGGUUGAUCUCUUGAGUUGGUCCAUUUUGAUUUCUUAUUCAAUUUGUUCACGUGAAUGCCUGGAUUUAACAACCAAGUAAUAUUGUUCUUAGAAGCUGAAAACAUCCUAACUACCUUGGCCAAGCUGAACUUGCCCGGUUUGCCUUGUUGGUGUA